AUGCUCUCAGCCUGUGCCGUCGCCGUGCGUGCGGGCGCCCGCCGUAGCGUCCGCCGUCUGCCCCGGUCUCGCGCCGCGGCCGUACCCCCUGCUCUCCGCCGUGCGAGGCCGUUCUCGACGACCGCCAUCCGUCCCACCGAUCUCACCACGCGGGGCAUGAUCGUGCAGACCCUGUCGUCUGUAGGAUCGAAGCGCGAGGUCCAGCAGUACCUCUCGCUCUUCACAUCCGUCUCCUCGCAACGUUUCGCCGUGAUUAAGGUCGGCGGCGCCAUUCUUACCGAUUACCUCGACGAGCUCUGCUCCAGCUUGGCGUUCCUUUAUACCGUCGGCCUCUAUCCCGUCAUCGUCCAUGGAGCCGGCCCGCAGCUCAACACCCUGCUCGAGCAGGCCGGGGUUGAACCACAAUUCGAGGAGGGAAUUCGGGUGACAGACGCCAAGACACUACGGGUAGCCCGCGACCUGUUCCUCCAGGAGAAUCUCAACCUGGUCAACAAGCUGGAGGAGAAGGGCGUGCACGCCCAGCCGUUGACUACUGGCAUGUUCCGGGCCGACUAUCUGAACAAGGAGAAGUGGGGUUUGGUGGGAAAGAUCACGGGUGUCAACAAGCAGCCCAUCGAGACGGCCAUUAACAAUGGUUAUCUCCCCAUUCUUACCUCUAUGGCCGAGACCGACGACGGCCAGAUCCUUAACGUCAAUGCCGAUGUGGCAGCUGCCGAGCUGGCGCGCGCCCUGGAGCCCCUCAAGGUGGUCUAUUUGUCUGAAAAGGGCGGGCUGUUCGAUGCGGGUGGUCAGAAGAUCUCGGCCAUUAACCUCGACGAGGAGUUCGAGCACCUGAUGUCGCAACCGUGGGUAAAAUACGGCACCCGCUUGAAGAUCAAGGAAAUCAAGGAGCUGCUCGACACCCUCCCGCGCGCUACAAGCGUUGCCAUCAUCCACCCCGGCGAGCUCCAGAAGGAGCUGUUUACCGACUCCGGUGCCGGUACUCUCAUUCGCCGUGGCAGCAAGCUCGUCUCCGCCACCAGCCUGUCUGAGUUCAAGGAUCUCAAUGCCCUCAAGGAGGUGCUCAUUCGCGACCGGGAAGGCCCCGAUGCCAAGGCGACCGUCGACAAGUACCUCGAGUUCCUCGGUGAGAACGACUUCAAGGCGUACUACGAUGGCCCUAUGAAUGCCCUCGCGGUAGUCCUUCCUGCAAAGGACGGCCGUCAGGCCACUUUGGCUACCUUGACCAUCACCAAGUCUGGGUGGCUGACCAACGUUGCCGACAACAUCUUCACUGUCCUCCGCAAGGAGCACCCUCAGCUUGUGUGGACCGUCCGCGAAGACGACGAGAAUCUUGCCUGGUUCUUUGACAAGGCCGAUGGCAGCAUCACUCGGGAUGGCAGCGUGAUGUUCUGGUACGGAAUUGAGAAUGGGGAGGAGGUUGUUCAGUUGAUGAAGGACUUCACCCAAAACGGCCGUGCCAUGCUUGGUGACUCCAACCUCGAGUCCCGUCUUCACCGCGCCGCUGCCAACGUCUCCCGGCCCGCUUCCCAACAGCCGCCGCAGGCCCAGCAGGCGCGCGGUUACUCGACCUUCGCCCGCCGUCCCAUCCUCCCUACUCCGGUCUUCAACCAGCCCGCCAGCCGGAGGACAUACGUGACCCAGACCAACCCCAACCCCCCAAUCGGCAAGAAGAACGCCUCCAAGUCCCAGCCGGCUCGCGUGGCGCUCAUCGGCGCUCGCGGCUUUACUGGGCAGGAGUUGAUCCGCCUGCUCGACCUGCACCCGAACAUGGACCUUCGUCACGUUUCGUCGCGUGAACUCGCGGGUACCAAGCUCGACGGGUACAACAAGCGGGAUGUCAUCUACGAGAACCUUAGCCCCGAGGACGUCAAGGAUAUGGAGUGCCGUGGUGACAUCGAUUGCUGGGUCAUGGCCCUCCCCAACGGCGUGUGCAAGCCGUUCGUCGAGGCCGUCUACGAAGGCCGCAAGGGCUCCGACCACAAGAGCGUCAUCGUCGAUCUCUCCGCCGACUACCGUUUCGACAACAGCUGGACCUACGGCCUCCCCGAGCUCGUCCCCCGCUCCGACCUCACCCAGGCCACCCAGAUCGCCAACCCUGGCUGCUAUGCCACCGCGGCACAGCUCGGCAUCGCGCCCCUAGUCCCCCACCUCGGCGGCAUGCCCCACGUCUUCGGCGUGUCGGGCUACUCGGGCGCGGGCACCAAGCCAUCUCCCAAGAACGACGUCGGCCUCCUGACCGACAACAUCAUCCCGUACAGCCUGACGGGCCACAUCCACGAGCGCGAGGUCAGCGCGCAGCUCGGCGCGCAGGUGGCCUUCGUCCCGCACGUGGCCGUCUGGUUCCGCGGCAUCCACCACACCAUCUCGAUCCCGCUCAGCAAGACUAUGACGUCGCGCGACAUCCGCCAGAUCUACCAGGACCGGUACGCCGGCGAGAAGUUGGUCAAGGUGGUGGGCGAGGCACCGCUGGUCAAGAACAUCAGUGGCAAGCACGGCGUGGAGAUUGGCGGGUUUGAAGUGGACAAGUCGGGCAAGCGGGUUGUGGUGUGUGCUACUAUCGAUAACCUGCUCAAGGGUGCUGCGACGCAAUGUUUGCAAAACAUGAACCUCGCCCUGGGCUAUGCCGAGUACGAGGGUAUCCCCGUUAUGUAA
This is a messenger RNA of Dichotomopilus funicola, 2655 nucleotides long. Its product is annotated as Aspartate/glutamate/uridylate kinase. Gene Ontology annotation, molecular function: NADP+ binding; acetylglutamate kinase activity; N-acetyl-gamma-glutamyl-phosphate reductase (NADP+) activity. The record is from RefSeq and is a predicted model, not a curated record. NCBI's taxonomy places the organism in Eukaryota, Fungi, Ascomycota, Sordariomycetes, Sordariales, Chaetomiaceae. Gene Ontology annotation, cellular component: mitochondrion; mitochondrial matrix; cytoplasm. Bases 1 to 2655 code for a protein of 884 amino acids. The transcript is spliced from 2 exons. Gene Ontology annotation, biological process: L-arginine biosynthetic process.